Fundulus heteroclitus (mummichog) is the source of this 1651-nucleotide messenger RNA. RefSeq lists its product as uncharacterized. Bases 24 to 647 code for a protein of 207 amino acids. The transcript has 9 exons. Lineage: Eukaryota; Metazoa; Chordata; Actinopteri; Cyprinodontiformes; Fundulidae. The record is from RefSeq and is a predicted model, not a curated record.
UUACAAGUGCCAAGGAGCAGCAGAUGAAAGCCGAUGAAGGAGCCUCCUUCCUGGACUCGUCCUCCUCCUGGGAGACGAGCAGCAUGAUGGAAGCGGCGGUCUUCUCCCCACCUGAAGUGUUCAGUCUGAGCUGCGUCGAGGAGCUGAACUUCCAGCGGCCGGCUCUCACCUCCACCCCCCUCUGCUCCCUGAAGCACAGCGAGGUCGGCCAUCAGGACGCCUGCUGCGCCCACUGCAGCCUCAGCUCCAGGACUCCGGCAAACAUCCAGCAGAAGAUCAGAGCCCUGUUGGCUCUGGCUCCUCAGACGCCGACGCCGCUGAAGAUCUCCGGCUGCCAGGAGGAGGGGGCAGCGUGCUCCAGGAGGACCACCCUGACCGGUGGAGAGAGGAGAAGACAUCCCGACAGCCAGGAGUCCAGCAGCGGCUCCGAGGUACAGGGCGAGAGCCUCCUGAGCUCCAUCCUAAAAGACGAACAGCUGGAAGUGUGGUGGGACCAGCAGCAGGGGCCAACCCAGGAGUCUCCUGAGGGUACGACUUACAGGACCAACCCGUUUGAGGUGAGCAGCGAGCUGCAGGUGGUGAUGUUUGGGAAAACUGAGGAUCAGGCAAGUCUGACGCAACAGGCCCGGCUCUACGUGGAGCCCUAAACAGAACCGGGUCCUGUUGCAGCAGGUGGUGAGCAUCCAAUUGGAUCUUAAAUGUGGGAAUAGAUCAGAACAUUCAAAGCUCUGAAGGCUUCACCCCAACAGACGUGCGUCAGGUGAGAUGAUGACUUCUGCUCCUCCUCCCCAGUUUUGCCUUCAACAACCAAUCAGAGGAGAGGAUAUCUCGGUGCUUCCGGCUGCCUCAUUGGUUCACUUUGUUUAAUUUCUUUAGCUGUCGGUUCAGUAAAUUAUAAUUUUUUCAAGAAGCAUCUUUAAAUGUUUUUAACUGACGUUUUGUUUUCCUUCGUUCUUGUAACGUUGCUAAUAUCCUGGAAGUUUGUGCCGAUCACCGGAUCUGAUCGGUACUUUUUAGCUCCCUCUGAUGUUUGAUUUCUUUUUCCUUUUGAAAACUCAUUUUGUCUUUUAACCAACUGGAAGUUUAUUUUCACGUUUUCUUUCUUGGAACGUGGCUGUGAGCCACCGUAAGGUGACUGGUGCUGCUCUUUAACUCGGUGGAUUGAACCGACUGACCAAACUGCGGGGAACUUUCUUUAUUUCUGGCGGCACUUUAGAAUCACAUUCUGGAAGCUUUGCACUUUGGAUCAGAAAUGAUCAAAACCGAACUUUACAUCAGAUUUCAUUUUCAUAUUGGAAUAUUUAUUAUGAUGUGUAGUGCAUGACAGUCCACUUAAAGAGCUUCUGUGUUUCAGUUGUUUUGGACCCAACCAGGACACAAAGUUCUGUGUGAAGUCCAAAGCCAUCUGAAGUCUUAAGACUGCUUUAGAAUACUUAAGUGAAGUUUCUGUUGGACCCGACAUCUUGGUGUGACUCUGAUGAUUUAUUGUGAGAAUAAAGGAUCCAAGUGGAAACACAGAUUGUUUUAUUGUGUAAUCACUUUAUCUCUUUAACAGAACCAAGGUCCGAUUUCAGCCGCAAUCAGAUCUAUCAGGUUCAGAUCAGCAGCUUAUAUAUCUAUUAAUGCAAAAGGGACAUUUAAUGUCUUAGUU